Messenger RNA from Aspergillus melleus, 570 nucleotides. RefSeq lists its product as uncharacterized. NCBI's taxonomy places the organism in Eukaryota, Fungi, Ascomycota, Eurotiomycetes, Eurotiales, Aspergillaceae. The transcript has 3 exons. Bases 1 to 570 code for a protein of 189 amino acids. The record is from RefSeq and is a predicted model, not a curated record.
AUGCCGUCCCAGCACAUCCAGAGAGUUCCUUCCCGAGCCCCGUGUGACAACUUCAUAAACGCCUUGAAGAAAGGCGGCUGCGUUAUUGUUCAGGAUUUCACAACCCUGGAGGCCCUAGAGCAGGCACAACAAGAGCCCGACCCAUGGUUAUCCGAGAAGAACAAGGCGAGCGACAUCGGUGCUCUGAAGGGAGGAACGAGAACCUGCACCCGCCUACUCGGACGCAGUCAGACCGUUCGCGAGAAAUUCUUCUCCGAUCCUCUUUACCAGGACAUGGCCGAGGAGUUCCUCGCUAUCGAAACAACAAACUGGUAUAACGACGAACCCCACCCGCCCUCUCCUUUCUAUCUCAAUCACAAUGGAUAUUCGGCCCGCGCCAAAGCUCAGAAACUCCACCGGGACGACAAGAACAUCAUGCUCGAGACAUGCUGCUCGGUCUUUUUGUGCCAGGCUGCGACACGACGCGGGCGAUCGGCGCCACGCGUGUCGUUCCGGGGAGCCAUCUCUGGGGCGACGAGAAGCCUGACUUUGGUCCGAAUCUCGAUAAGGGAGUCGUUGGCGCGGAGCUGA